Messenger RNA from Microcebus murinus (gray mouse lemur), 6783 nucleotides. Lineage: Eukaryota; Metazoa; Chordata; Mammalia; Primates; Cheirogaleidae. The record is from RefSeq and is a predicted model, not a curated record.
UGCCUGAUCGUGCCCCCAUGCCCUUGAUAGAGUAGCCGUCUCCUUGGUCAGGGAAAGUCAUUUGCCAGGAAUGCAGCCUCAGAAUGGGGCCCUGUGUUUGCAGUGGCUGAACUUCAGGGGCACAGGGUGGGGAGUUCUGCUGUUCAUAUGGCACCAGGGAGUGGAGAAUUUGAAAUCUGGUUUGCUCUGGAAAACCCAGGAUGUGUGACUAUGUGCAAGGGAGAUCCCAGCCCGUGUCCAACCUCCCCCACCUUCUGCCUGCUCUCCCAGGGGGACCAAGCCCUCCCCAGCAGGGAUCUCUGGGCAGCUGUCAAGUCUGUGCCCCAAGCUUUGCAAUGCCCCUGGUCUAGGACAGGUGGGAGGACUGCAGCUCUGGCCCCCUGGCCUAAAUCUAGAGAGACAGCUAGAUGCCCUCUCUUCCUCCAGCCCCUCUGCCUUCACCCACCACUGGAGUGAAGUCACUGAAAAGUAAAAUACUCCAGCUCUUUGUAUGUGCCAGUAUUCUGAACACUUCAUACGACGUGCAUCGUCUAAUCUUUUCACUAGUCCUAUACGGUGCAGUUCUCCCCAUUUCAUAGAUGGAAACAAUGAGGCACAGUAAUUCUCCCAAGGUCACGCAUCUAGUCAGUAGUAGAGCCAGGUUCUGAACCAGCAGGCUUCUGAACCCGUCCUCUGCCCUAUCCCGUGAAUCCUAGGUUGGUAGAGGCCCUAGGACAUUAGGUUGGGCAUCAAAUGCCCAUGCAAAUGAGGAGCAGGAGAGUGCUGCUUUCUUGGCUCAGAACCCCUGGCUUAUUUGAGAUUCGCUGAUGCUUUUGACCUCACACCCCUCCGGCUGCUAAAUUCAGCUGCUUUUUCCUCUUUGGGAUCUAGCACACACCCUUCCUCUUUCUUCCUGACAUCUUCCUGGCUGCCUCCCCGACUUCCCUUCCUGAGAGUCACAGAAAUGUUAUCUCCUCCUGUCCCUGUCCCUUAGACUUAGGGGACCUCCCUGAAAGUCUUCUCCCUCUACCGUGCAGUCUGCUCUCAGUGCCCUGCACUGUCUCACCUUCCCCGCAGCUGGGCCGGCAGCUGGGCCUGUCUCUCCUCUGCCUUGCCCAUUGGGCAGCUGCUCUGCGGGGUUGGUCGUGUGCCCGGCGCCCUGCAGGACAACCUGGGGGAGAGGACGCUUGACUUCUUCCGUGCCACACUGCUCCAUCGGAGCCAGCCCACGUAUUUGGAUUAGCCUCUGCCCUGUCCUUUGGCCCACAUUCCUGCUCCCUUUCCAGUAGUACAGCUGCACCCAGGACCCCCCCUCCUAGUUGUCCUUUCAGUCAAGGAAGGAAGGGACUGCGACUCGCUGGCCAGGGGCCCGGCGGCACUUCCAGGGCUGGGCUCUGCACACGUCACAUGGCAGGUCCUCAGGCCCCUGCUCUGGACUCUCAGUGCUCGGUCAUUCCUGCCCCUCGGUCCCCCCAACAUGCGCAGUCCUCCCUGUCCUAACACCCCUGUCGUGUCCCGGCCAAACUUCCCCGAAUAGAAGGAAGUGGCCGCGUCCUCCAGCUCCUGCUCCAUUCCUUGAGCCCCCCAAGUCUGCCCACCACCCUCCUCCCUCUGAGAGCCCCAGGGCUUUCUGCCUGUCUCGGCUUCUUCCCGCUGUCUGUGCCUCUGCUGUGGCUUGGCUCGCUGGGAACUGACCGUGCUCUCCUUCCCACGUGCUCUCCGGCCACUCCUGAGGACCCUGCGUGUGCCCGGCACGCCUGCCACCUCUGACCUUCCUUCUCCAGCUUCCCACCCCCAGAGCGAGCUCUGACCCUCCUAGCUGUCCCUCCUCUUGCUCAGCCUUUGGCGACUGACUCCCACCUGUGGCAUCGGUGGCCCUAUUUACCUCUGAGUCUUGGUGUCCAGCCCUGACCUCUCUUCUGGGCGUCAGUCCCAGCUUUUGUGUGUGUGUGUGUGUGUGUGUGUGUGUGUGUGUUUCAGGAUGUUCACCCAACAGGCCAUCUCGGAACUCUGGGUCUGGGCGCACCCGGGCCGGCUGCGCGGGGCUGCCACGACCAACGUGCCUGCGCUCUGCCCUGUCUGCUGCCCGGCAGGAAGUGGUCGCUGCAGUGAGGAACGGGAUAGGGUCCGCAGCCCAGGUGGCUCCACUAGGAAGUUCCUUGGGUGCCCCCAACUCAGUCAAAACCAAAAGCAAGCCCCAUGUUGCCUCUCCAAGCUGGUUUCUCGUUUUCUGCAGAUGGCGUCACUGCCUGAGUCUGGGACAGUAGCUCAAUCACCUUAAGUGCUCUCAAGGCUGCUUUGCACGUAGUAGGUGCUCAGUAAACCCUUAUGCAGUGGAUGCUUGGACUCUGUUGUGUUCAUUUGUUCAGUUCAUGAGGGACCCGUGGGGCUUUCUGUCCUCAACCAGUGCCCCCCAUUCCCCAUGCCACCUGGCACCUGGCACGUACCUCCCGCCUCCCGGAAUCCUGUUCAGAUUGUGAGGGUGUUUUGAAGCCUUUAUCUCCCUUCUGACCGGGAGCUGUGAGGCCACAUCCCUGCUGAUCAAAGAGGUCCCCUGACAGGUGCCUGGCAUAUAGUAGGUAUUUGUAUGUAAUUAUUAAGUGAAGGCUGGGCGAAUCUUUGUACCUGAACACCUAGCACGGUGCCUGGCGCUUCCUGGGCACAGAGUGAAGGCCAGUGGAGUGUGUGAAUGGGCUGACUUUAAGAGGACGUUGCUGUGUCCCGCCCUCAGGGAAAUGUUAGUAUUCAGGGCCUCAGCUGCUUGGCGGGCAGGGCUGGGGUAGAGGAGCCUGAAGCCCAAGGGUUAAGCACGUGGUUAGGUGCAGUUAGAAAAAUAAGGUGUCUUGAAGAAAAAGGAUCAGACUUACCGGGAUGCUGCCGACUCCUCCAUGUGGGGCUGUGACCCAGGCGUGUCUUCAUGCUGCCAGGCUCAGGGAGGGGAGGCUCAGGGAGGGGAGGCUCAGGGAGGAGAGGCUCAGGUGUGGGGUCUCCACAGGGCGCCGCAGACACACCUGCCAUGCUCCCGGCCCACUUCCAGGCCUCCCUGUUUGGUUACAGACUCCAUCAAGUGGGUGCAGGCCCCAUCUCAUCCUGUGCCCCCGGGGUCCCUGGGGGCCACCGCAGCUGGCUCUGCAGCCUUGGGGGCCGGGUGUCCUUCCAGGCGGCCGGCUCUGCCAGGCGCGUCCUCAAGCUGGUCUCCCCUUGUUCUCUCCGCAGGCUGCCCGGCGCCCCGAGGAGGCCGCUGAGCCCCGGGCCAUGGUCCCCUCUCGCAGGACGUGGAACCUGGGAGCCACGCCCUCGCUGCGGGGCCUGUGGAGAGUGGGCCGGGCCGCGGAGCCCGCGCCGGCCAUGGCUCGCCCCGCCCCAGCCGCAGCCGCAGCCGGCCCCGCCGCCCGCCCUUUCCCACACACCGGCCCGGGGAGGUUGAGAACUGCGCGAGGAAAAGACACCCCAGUCUGCGGUGACGAGGAAUCCAGUGCCCGGAGUGCAGUUCGCCCAGCCCUGGCUCAGUGCCGAGCCCUUAGCGUGGACUGGACUGGCCCCGGGAGCCCUCACGGGCUCUACCUGACCGUGCAGCAGGCCCUUCGGGACAAGGGGUGCAGGAGCCACAGUCGGGGGACAAAAGAAGAGAAGCUCCCAAAGAGGCAGGCGCCAGCCCCCAGGCGGGCCCGGGAGGCCCCGGAAGCUGGCGGCGCCAUGAAUGUAGAGAAAACAGGUGGGCGGCUCUUUGGCAGCGGGAGGUGCUCGAGCCUGGCGGGGCCGCCAGGUGCGGCCCCCGUGGUGCAUAGGAUGGUGGAGGCCAUGUCCCAGCUACGGGAGGAGAAAGCCCAGCUUCAGGAGGAGCUGGCGGCCCUACAGGAGCAGCUGGUCCUCCGCGACAGUGACCAGCAAGCCACAUCCGCCCAGCUGCAGAGCCAGGUGGAGAACCUGAAGGAGAAGCUGCUGAGCCAGGCCCAGGAAGUGAGCCGACUCCGGGCGGAGCUGGGGGGCACCGACCUGGAGAAGCACCGGGACCUGCUGAUGGUGGAGAAUGAGCGGCUGAGGCAGGAGAUGCGGCGCUGCGAGGCGGAGCUGCAGGACCUGCGGGCCACGCCGGCCGCCCCCUGCCCGGGCUGCGAGCACAGCCAGGAGAGUGCCCAGCUCCGGGACAAGCUGUCACAGCUGCAGCUGGAGGUGGCGGAGAACAAAGGCAUGCUGUCCGAGCUGAACCUGGAGGUGCAGCAGAAGACCGACCGGCUGGCCGAGGUGGAGCUGCGGCUCAAGGACUGCCUGGCCGAGAAGGCGCAGGAGGAGGAGCGGCUCAGCCGGCGCCUGCGCGACAGCCACGAGACCAUCGCCAGCCUGCGGGCCCAGUCCCCGCCUGUCAAGUAUGUCAUCAAGACGAUAGAGGUGGAGUCGCCCAAGACCAAGCAGGCCCUCAGCGAGUCGCAGGCCCGGAACCAGCACCUGCAGGAGCAGGUGGCCAUGCAGAGGCAGGUGCUGAAGGAGAUGGAGCAGCAGCUGCAGAGCUCGCACCAGCUGACCAUGCAGCUCCGGGCGCAGAUCGCCAUGUACGAGUCGGAGCUGGAGCGGGCACACGGGCAGAUGCUGGAGGAGAUGCAGUCCCUGGAGGAGGAUAAGAACCGCGCCAUCGAGGAGGCCUUCGCCAGAGCCCAGGUGGAGAUGAAGGCCGUGCACGAGAACCUGGCAGGCGUCCGCACCAACCUGCUGACGCUGCAGCCCGCGCUGCGGACGCUCACCAACGACUACAACGGGCUCAAGCGGCAGGUGCGCAGCUUCCCGCUGCUGCUGCAGGAGGCCCUCAGGGGCGUCAAGGCCGAGAUCGGCCAGGCCAUCGAGGAGGUCAACAGCAACAACCAGGAGCUGCUGCGCAAGUACCGCCGGGAGCUGCAGCUGCGCAAGAAGUGCCACAACGAGCUCGUGCGGCUCAAAGGGAACAUCCGGGUCAUCGCUCGUGUCCGGCCAGUCACCAAAGAAGACGGGGAAGGCCCCGAGGCCGCCAACGCCGUGACCUUCGACCCCGACGACGACUCCAUCGUCCACCUGCUGCACAAGGGCAAGCCUGUGUCCUUCGAGCUGGACAAGGUCUUCUCCCCGCGGGCGUCGCAGCAGGAUGUGUUCCAGGAGGUCCAGGCCCUGAUCACCUCCUGCAUCGACGGCUUCAAUGUCUGCAUCUUCGCCUACGGCCAGACGGGCGCUGGCAAGACAUACACGAUGGAGGGGACCCAUGAGAACCCGGGCAUCAACCAGCGGGCCCUGCAGCUGCUCUUCUCUGAGGUCCAGGAGAAGGCGUCCGACUGGGAGUACACCAUCACCGUCAGCGCGGCCGAGAUCUACAACGAGGUCCUCAGGGACCUGCUGGGGAAGGAGCCUCAGGAGAAGCUAGAGAUCCGGCUGUGCCCAGACGGCAGCGGGCAGCUGUACGUGCCGGGGCUGACGGAGUUCCAGGUGCAGAGCGUGGACGACAUCAACAAGGUGUUCGAGUUCGGCCACACCAACCGCACGACGGAGUUCACCAACCUGAACGAGCACAGCUCCCGCUCGCACGCGCUGCUCAUCGUGACGGUGCGCGGCGUGGACUGCAGCACCGGCCUGCGCACCACGGGGAAGCUGAACCUGGUGGACCUGGCUGGCUCGGAGCGCGUGGGCAAGUCGGGGGCGGAGGGCAGCCGCCUGCGGGAGGCGCAGCACAUUAACAAGUCGCUGUCGGCCCUGGGGGACGUCAUCGCCGCCCUGCGCUCCCGCCAGGCCCACGUGCCCUUUCGCAACUCCAAGCUCACCUACCUGCUGCAGGACUCACUCAGCGGCGACAGCAAGACCCUCAUGGUGGUGCAGGUGUCCCCCGUGGAGAAGAACACCAGCGAGACGCUCUACUCCCUCAAGUUUGCGGAGCGGGUGCGCUCGGUGGAGCUGGGCCCCGGGCCGCGCCGGGCAGAGCUCGGGUCCUGGUCGAGCCAGGAGCAUCUGGAGUGGGAGCCAGCUUGCCAGACGCCGCAGCCCUCAGCACGAGCCCACUCGGCCCCCAGCUCUGGGUCCUCGAGCCGCCCUGGCUCCAUCCGCAGGAAGCUGCAGCCCUCAGCCUGACGGCUGGGGCCGCAGAGUCUCUAGGGAGGUCGAGGCCGGUGCCUGUGUGAUGGACGCGCCACCUACCGGGCCGGGACCUGGUCCCCGAGGCCUUGCUGGUCUGCUCGUGCUGCAGCGCCAGGACCCCAGAAGGUGGAGGCAAGAGUGGAGGCUCCUCUUCUGCCCUGUCUCCCCUCAGAGAUGAGAAACAUGUUCCGAAGGAAACAGUGGCUCUCGGCUGUGGCUCUGGGUGCAGAUGGCGUGGGCUGGAAGGGCAGGCCCGGGCCCUCAGCGAGAAAGCUGGGCCCUCGUGGGGAGGGCAGGAGUGUGUGGGAGGCGGGACUCUUGCCCAGGCUGGCCCGGCUCCCUUCCCCGGCCGGAAGAGCCGGGCGCCUUCCUAGGGUCGGACUCGGGAGCCUCCAGGCGGGCACAGGAGCCAUGGAACUGGGGCUGGUUGGUGGCACCAAGGGCAGCCCUGCCCACCACCGUCCCCUAAGGAGGGGACCCCACAGCUGGGCAUGUACAUAGUGUUUCUAGGUGUACAUAGGGCAUGGCCCUGCCGCCGUGGCCGGGCUGUAUUUAUGGCUGGCAGGAGGCCCGUGGGCGGGUCCCUGGUCUGCGGGCACCGGGCUCUCCUUGCCCACUGGCCUCUUGACGGUUCCCUCCCUCUGAAAUCCUAUUUAAGAACUUUUGGAAGUUAGCCAUUUUUACUUAUUAAAAUAAAAGCCUUUUACACAAGUA